This is a messenger RNA of Phlebotomus argentipes, 1806 nucleotides long. RefSeq names its product ras-related protein Rab-30 (gene Rab30). Lineage: Eukaryota; Metazoa; Arthropoda; Insecta; Diptera; Psychodidae. The transcript is spliced from 5 exons. The coding region runs from base 691 to 1341 and encodes 216 amino acids. Gene Ontology annotation, molecular function: GTP binding; GTPase activity. Gene Ontology annotation, cellular component: trans-Golgi network. The record is from RefSeq and is a predicted model, not a curated record. Gene Ontology annotation, biological process: Rab protein signal transduction.
GAGGCCACCGGAGUCGGCGGACUGCUCUCCAAGGCAAUCCCCACAAGGUGGGACUUUUUCCUGUGCGGCAGAGCCGCGCGUAAGUCUCUGCCCCACCAGAAGACCCACCAUUGACAGUGCUUUUCCACGUUUCAGCCAAUUUCACGCGAGCUCCAGUUCAUUUGGCGCGCUCACAGCGAACAGCAGCACGGCCGUUAGGCACCCACACCUCGCCACUCUCUUGUCACCUGACUACACUCUCUCGCGGCUCCCCGGCGGCCUCGUCACUCGGGAAAACUGUGAAAAAGACACACGAGUGGCUGGGCGAAUUAAAGCGCAAGCGUUCCGCAUGUCAAUAAAGCGGGAGAGUCACAGAGUGUUGUUGCGCCGCAUUCGAUUCACUCCCCCACACAAUUCGCCACACAAUUCCAUCAGUUCCAUCAACAAUCAGUGAAAUACCAGCAGUGAGAGGUGUUUCCUGUGCACAGUUUCCCGUGACCAGUGCCACAGUGAGCAGGAGACAGGCCGAAGCCACCUCGAGAGCCCCUCGAAGCGCACCAAAUUCGACUGCCAGGACAUGUUCAGGAUCUGCGGAGGCAAUCGCUGAGGAUUACACACUGAAUGAGGGAUAAAAUGCCAAAGAGAUAUCUAUAGACACUCCUGCCCUUCCUCAGCGGGAUCACCUUUUCCACCAGCCGUGUUUGGAAUGAUAUGGAAAUGGACUACAAAUUCCUCUUCAAAGUUGUUCUAGUGGGAAAUGCAGGUGUCGGCAAGACGUGCUUGGUGCGUCGAUUCACUCAGGGCCUCUUCCCACCUGGCCAGGGCGCCACAAUAGGUGUGGACUUCAUGAUAAAGACAGUCGAAGUGGACAAUGAGAAGAUCAAGCUGCAGAUCUGGGACACUGCUGGUCAGGAACGGUUCCGUUCAAUUACACAGAGUUACUACAGAUCAGCGCAUGCCUUAAUACUGGUCUAUGACAUAAGUUGCCAGCCCACUUUCGAUUGUCUUCCGGAUUGGUUGCGGGAGAUUCAGGAGUACGCGAACGCCAAAGUGCUGAAGAUUCUCGUGGGCAAUAAAACCGAUCGCGAUGACCGCGAAGUUCCCACGUCGAUUGGCGAAGAGUUCGCCAAGCAGCACGGGAUGUACUUUCUGGAGACGUCGGCCAAGCAGGCGGACAAUGUGGAGCGACUGUUCUACGAGAUCGCAGCCGAAUUGAUUGAGCAGGCGCGCAACAAGGAAGUUCCGCCGCGCAGCGAAACCGGCGGUCUGGCCAAUCUGGGCAACAAGUCCAACUACUUUAGUCAAAGCAACUGCUGUGCCAGCCUCAAUGUGGGCAUGAGCGGUGGCGGUGGCAGCAACUGAGCUAGGAUAAAUACCAAAAUCAAAGGAACAGGAAGAGAUAAAGCUGUUGAAUGUGUGAUCACUUUAUACAUGUGUUAAUUUAUUAAUUUUUAGAAAAGAGACAUCAAUGUUUUGCCGUUGAGUUUCCACCUUUUAUCACUGAUCGCGUGUGAAAUGCCUCAUUCUUCUUCUUUUUUGUCUAUUGUAAUGAAUAAGCUUUUACGUUGUUUAAUAACACACCCCCUGAACACCUGGACAAGAGCUUUGGACUGCAUACAGUCGCGAAAGGUGAUUAACUCGAUUUUAUUGUGUACAUAUCGAGGCGGUAUUUGAAUUGUCGGCGGGCGGAUCUUUACAAAAAUCUAAUAAUCUCACUGAUGGCCAGAGAUCUCUUUUAUAGUUAUGUUCAUUGACUUCUUGUAAUGAUCCCAAGAUCCCUGUCUUAUUUUUGGAAACAGAGAUGAGAAAUAAAUUAAUCCAACGACA